AUGAAGUACCUACUGGUUGCGUUCGGCUUGUUCGCCAUUUCUACGCUUUCCUUUGCUGAAGAGAUCUCCGAAACUGGACAAGAAGUUUUGAAGAAGAUUAGAGCACUUAAGGAGGAGGAGAAACAACUUUUGGCGACUAUUACCGAUGAGGAGCAGAAGGAUCUUGUCGAAGAGGCUCUAGACAAGCAUGAAGAGACUGAGGACAAUAAAGCUAUUGCCACUCUGGAAAAGGAGCAGAAGGAGGAAGCCGAAGAGGAGCAGCACCCACGUGAGAAGCGCGCCGCUCACAAAGGAAAGAGAAGACACGCUAAGGCCAAGGCUCGCCGUGCCCGUAAGCUUGGCGCGCACAAGAGACGUGCCCACGCUGCCCGACACCGUGCCAACCUUCGCCGCGCCCGACGCAACCACCGUAUCAAGAAGAUCCGUGCUCUCCAGAAGCGUCGCGGAUAA
Molecule: messenger RNA, 450 nt
Organism: Necator americanus (New World hookworm)
Lineage: Eukaryota; Metazoa; Nematoda; Chromadorea; Rhabditida; Ancylostomatidae
Exons: 5
Coding region: 1-450 (149 amino acids)
Source: RefSeq, a predicted model, not a curated record